CGGCGAUCCAUCGCCGACGCCUGAACUGGAUCCCUGUUCUCCAGAUGCAGACGUACCAUUCCAUUGCCGAAGUGUUCAUCGAGCUUCAGAAAGUGGAGGCUGAGAAGUCGGAGGAGGAUCUGAAACAGACGGAAACAGAGUCGGAGACUGAGCUAAACGGCGAGAAGUUAACGGAAACUGAGCUAAACGGUGACGUGGAAGACGAUUCUCCCAGUAGUGACAUCACUGAUUCAGGUUCUCAUCAGGAUGUUCAACAAGCUGCUGCUACGGAUACACAGAUAUGCCAGAGCCAUGAAGAUUGCGAUGCACGGUCACGUGAGAUCAAGCCUAUCAAAGGUUUCCAAGCCAAGGAGAAAGUGAAAGGCCACACUAUGAAUGUUGUGAAAGGACUAAAGCUGUAUGAAGAGUUACUAAAAGAAGACGAGUUAUCAAAACUCAUAGACCUUGUAACGGAACUCCGAGAAGCUGGCCUAAACGGGAAGCUUUCAAGUGAGAGCUUUAUCUUGUUCAACAAACAGAUAAAGGGGAACAAGAAAGAGCUGAUUCAGCUUGGUGUCCCUAUCUUUGGCCAUGUUAAGGAUGAAAACUCUAACGAGAGCAACGACUCUGUUAACAUCGAGCCAAUUCCACCACUUCUUGAGAGUGUCAUUGAUCACUUUGUCACAUGUAGUCUCAUCCCUGAAUACAAGAGACCAAAUGGAUGCGUCAUCAACUUCUUUGAAGAGGGUGAAUACUCACAUCCUUUCCUCAAAACACCACAUCUAGAACAACCGAUGUCCACUCUGUUCCUCUCUGAAUCAAAAAUGCUAUUUGGACGCAUUAUUUCUAGUGACAGCGAAGCCAACUUCAGAGGACCUUUAACUCUUUCUCUCAAACCAGGGUCUCUCUUAGUGAUGAGAGGAAAUAGUGCAAACAUGGCAACACAUGUAAUGUGCCCUUCAGAAACCAAAAGAGUAAGCAUCACAUUCUUUCGUGUACGUCCUGAAAUAAACAGUAGUCAUUCACAUCCCAACAGUUCUCACAACAACGGUGUAAUGUUGCAACAACAAUCAUGCCACUACCCAAUUACACCAACUCCAUACCUCAAUGGCUAUUAUCAUUCAGUGGAAACGAUGCCAAAACAUGGAGUACUUCGUCCUCCAGUGGUAAUGAACGCACCACCACCGGUUCAACCAAUGGUACUAUCAAGUCCAAAUGUGAUGGGAACCGGUGGUGGUACCGGCGUUUUCUUACCAUGGGCAUCAGUUAGCUCAAGAAAACAUAUGAAGCAUUUGCCUCCACGCGCACAGAAGCAGCGAUUACUUCCUCUUGCUGCGGCUUCUCCAACUGAAGAAUCCACCUCUGAACCUGUGAUCAGUGUAGAAGGAGCCUGAGACUAAGCCAAGCCACUUCGAUCUGAUUCGUGUCUAAGCCAAUGCUCUGUUUCUUCAAAUUCAGUUUAGGCUAGCUCAGGUUUUAUAGUCUUAUACAUAGAAUCAAGUUUGUUAAUUCCAAGAGGGAUUUGUCUUUUUCUGUUUUGUUUUUCUGUACGAUUUACAACGCAUUAAACUUUGGUUACAAAAACUCCAU
Molecule: messenger RNA, 1569 nt
Organism: Eruca vesicaria subsp. sativa (arugula)
Lineage: Eukaryota; Viridiplantae; Streptophyta; Magnoliopsida; Brassicales; Brassicaceae
Source: the annotation of a GenBank genome assembly